Microthlaspi erraticum is the source of this 561-nucleotide messenger RNA. The record is from the annotation of a GenBank genome assembly. Lineage: Eukaryota; Viridiplantae; Streptophyta; Magnoliopsida; Brassicales; Brassicaceae.
AUGGAAAGUGAACUUGGCUUCUUGAUCUCUGUUCUGAUCAUAUGUGCAGACAUUUCAGCUGGAGUCCUCGGGAUCGAAGCCGAGAUUGCUCAAAGCAAGCAAAAACAAAAUCAUCAUCAACAUCAACAACAUUCAAGAAAUCCGGUUUCUCAAUGUCAAAGAAACCCGAGUUCUGAUGCUUUUGUUCAGGGGAUAGCAGCAUUGGUGCUUCUUGGUAUUGUCCAUAUCACAGCUAAUGUUCUUGGAGGCUGCAUUUACAUUCGCUCCAAGCAAGAUUUCAAGAGAGCAACGGCGAACAAGAUACUAGCUGUCGCUUUCCUUGUUCUCUCCUGGAUCUUGUUUGGAGUCGGCUACUCAACGCUGAUGCUAGCAACAUUGGCCAACUCGAAAUCGCAUAGAUUCUGCAAGUUGCCGAAUCAUUGGCUGUUCCUUGUCGGAGGCAUAAUUUGUCUGGUACAUGGAUUAGUAACUUCAGCAUAUUAUGUUUCAGCCACUGCUGCUAAAAAAGAAGACAAAGAGAAUAUGCAACAAGGAACUCAAGAAAACAGAAGCCGCGCAUGA